Molecule: messenger RNA, 1587 nt
Organism: Gadus chalcogrammus (walleye pollock)
Lineage: Eukaryota; Metazoa; Chordata; Actinopteri; Gadiformes; Gadidae
Product: cholesterol 25-hydroxylase-like protein 1, member 1
Biological process (GO): sterol biosynthetic process; cholesterol metabolic process
Molecular function (GO): steroid hydroxylase activity; C-4 methylsterol oxidase activity; iron ion binding
Source: RefSeq, a predicted model, not a curated record
AUGGAACACCUUCAGUUUCUCCACUCUCAGGCUCCUUCAGAUCGGCUCCUGCAGCCUCUCUGGGAUCAUCUCCUCUCCAACCAUCUGCCUCUAAUCACCUCUCCCUUCUUCCCCGUGCUCCUCGCCUUCUCCAGCUACUUUUUUAUCCCCCCGACCGCGGUGCCCCAAGAGGCACCGAGCGUGUACGCGGUGCUGGUGCUGGCUGUCCUGCUACUGUUUGACACUCAGUACUUCAUCUGGCACGUGGUGCACCACAAGCACCUGCAGCUUUACCGGUGGGUGCACGCCAUCCACCACAAGUACAUAUCCCCCUUCUCCUGGUCCGCCGAGCAGCUCAGCAUCCCGGAGCUGAUGGCGGUGGGGUUCUGGGGAAACCUGGACCCCGUUCUCCUGGGAUGUCACCCGCUGACAACGUGGUGCGUGACUGUGUUCAGCAUCUGGAUGUCGGUGGAGGACCACAUCGGGUACGACCUUCCGUGGACGCUGAACCGGGUGGUGCCCUUUGGGCUGCUAGGCGGAGCGCCAGCACAUGACAUGCACCACCAGAAGCCAGGGUGUAACUUCGCCCCGUUCUUCAGGCACUGGGACAGGAUCUUUGGCACGGCGGCACCGGUUUAGAUUAAUGCAAAAAAGUUGUGCAGCGGUGUGUCAGAAAAUACAUGUAUAGGAUAUAAACCUAUGUUCUGUCGUUUACUUUUUAUUUUUUAUGUUGUCAGUUUCCUGCACUGCAAAGUCAAUGUUUAUUUUGUUUAAUUAUGUGUGCUGUAUCCCCAACAAUGUGUCCAAGAAGAUAUUGCUCACAUAGUGUCUACAAAGUACACUGACACUUAACUUAAUGUUAAUCCAUCGAUUUGGGACAAAUUAUAAAAUCUGUGAAAGGGAGUUCAAUCCCGUGGAUUAUUUUGUUGGUUGCAUAAGAGGAAGUCCCUUCUGGAUUAACACAAAUCUAGCCAUGAACCCAGAUUCCCCCUCCUUUGCUUUAGUCUUAGAGAAAACCUCUAUCAAGUAGGUUAAAUGAAUAGCACAAACAGAAUGUAUGUCUAGUUCCUUAUAGUUCCAUCUUUGGACAAAUUAAGCACCACAUUUAUAUAUUUUAAAUAAAUACAAGUUUAUUGAACAUAUAACUCACAAAUGUAACUUAAUUAAGACUUCUGUUCAAAUAUUGCACAAGCAUGUUUAAAACGUGCGUUCUCUGUGGAGUGCAGCUUGGUGUAGCUGAUGAACUGGAGCCUCAGUUUCCUCAGUUCAGCCAUGUUGAAGCUCCUGGUGUAUUCAAUGUAAUAACAUCAGGUUAAGGACAGAUUGUGUGUUCAUUCAUGUGACAAAACGCUUGAAAGCUGUUAACCUUAUUUGACCAAAGUAAUAUAGAAAACAUAAAAAGCACCAUAAGGAUGCAACAAAAAAGUUCUCUGAUGACUAGUUUACUUUCCAGGGCUAACAUUUUCAAAGUGAUGUGAAAUAAAAUAAUUUAUUUUAUUUGAAUCAGGUUUCAAAGCUACUUCUUGACCCCAAUUUGCAAAAAAAGUAAUCCUUUUGUGUAGGGUAGUUUGUUUUUAUUAGGAUUGUGGGGGGGGGGGGGAGUGCUGC